Ictalurus punctatus (channel catfish) is the source of this 1805-nucleotide messenger RNA. RefSeq names its product T-cell differentiation antigen CD6. The coding region runs from base 152 to 1681 and encodes 509 amino acids. The record is from RefSeq and is a predicted model, not a curated record. Gene Ontology annotation, cellular component: membrane. NCBI's taxonomy places the organism in Eukaryota, Metazoa, Chordata, Actinopteri, Siluriformes, Ictaluridae. The transcript has 14 exons.
GAAACCACAUUCUGCAAGGGUGCAAACACAGUAUAAAGGUGCAGGGUCACACACAUGCAAAUGAUACUAUUUGAGAUAAUAUACAUCAGAGGAGGUUCUGGGGUUGUCAGACUCAGAGUCAGUCUGCCAUUUUCAGCCAAUCUGCUGUGAAAUGGAAGUUCUGCUGAUGGCGGUCCUUCUCAAUGCUUUCUGCUUACAUCAAGGACUCCAGGGUGCAGCGAUUUCUUAUAAUGAAAAUGGGACCUACACUAACAGAAGUGACGAGCUUGUGAAGAAACAGCCGAGGCAGUUUGUGCAGUUGACUGGAGGCAAUGACCGCUGUGCAGGUCGGGUGGAGCUGUUUGGCACUGGAGGCUGGGGCACAGUGUGUGAUGAUGGAUGGAACUUAAAAGGAGGAGAUGUGGUGUGUGAACAGCUGGGCUGUGGCACUGCUUUAUGGGUAACGGAGGCUGGUGAUAUUGGCCCCGGCUCUGGUCCUAUUUACAUCAGACAACUAAAUUGCAAUGGGACAGAGAGAAACCUCUGGCAGUGUGAGACUAUACUAGAUGAAGGCAAAAACUACUGCGGCCACAAGGAGGAUGCUGUAGUGGUGUGCUCAGGAAGUUCCUACAGACCGGCUAUCACAAUGAAUACAUUCAUGCCAGAUUUCACAAACUGGACAACAGAAACUGUAAUAGAGGUAGCUGCUGAGGACAACCAUGAUGGGAUUUCAACACCAGUCCUGGGUUGCAUUGGUCUCUCUGUCACUCUGUUCUUACUGCUGGCUUUAAAUGCUGCUCAAUGUGCACACCGCAAAAGACGAAAUGGAGGAACUGAAACCAUAAGACCAUCACAAGCCUCACGGCGAGACAAUUCUGACACUUCAAGUGAAUCUGAUUUUGAACGUUACUACAACCCUGACCCUCCACCUACUACUGUGAAUAACAAUGAGCACACUCAUGCCCUUGAUUCAGAGAGCACAUCCUCAGGGGAAUGUUAUGAAAUAACAGAAACUGAAACGGAGAACCUUUUGAAUCCAGCUGUUAACCAGUUUUAUCCUGAGCACUGCAUACAGAUGACACCUUUGCACAAUACCAGUGAACCAGCUAAAAUUGACUCAGCGGACUCGUUUGAUUCGGACAGCACAUGCUCUGGAGAAUGCUACGAAAACACAGCAAAUGCUGAAGCUUGUCUCCAGACACUGGAGGGAGACCCAUUACUUCCUGAGCAGCCCCCCCUGAGUCACCCCAAACCUCAGAUGGCAGGAAACAGCAGUAUUUCCCACCCAUACUCCACUGAACAAGCUGUUAACCAGUUUUAUCCAGAGCACUGCAUACAGAUGACACCUUUGCACAAUACCAGUGAACCAACUAAAACUGACUCAGCAGACUCGUUUGAUUCGGACAGCACAUACUCUGGAGAAUGCUACGAAAACACAGGAGUGAAUACUGAAGCUUGUCUCCAGACAUUGGAGGGAGACCCUUUACUUCCUGAGCAGCCCCCCCUGAGUCACCCCAAACCUCAGCUGGCAGGAAACAGCAGUGUUUCCCAGCCAUACUCCACUGAACAAGAUGACAGCAGCACAUCAUCUGAGGAAGCUUAUGAAAAUGUUGCAGAACUAGAGGGGAUUUACUUUGCUAGAAGUGAACAAUCAGUCCACUCCUCUUCAGACAGUGACUAUGAUGAAGUCGGUAAUUGGUGAAUGCUGAAACCACUGAUACUGACAAGCUCAGAUCGAAACAGUACUCCAGGAAAUGCUUGCUACCAUAUUUAUUUAACAUCUAGAGGUUACAUUUUUAAAAUAAAAUCUUUCAGAUUUUUUUCUA